AUGGUUUCCGAAGUCAUUUCACGCUACCGCCUUCCCAUGCACGUCUUGAAGGAGUACCUUCAGGGGCAAUUUCCCACAUCCACGAUCAAUGUCGAAGAGGGCGAAGAUGAUCAUUAUGUUGUGAAGCUCCCACAAAGUCUGAGCAAGGACCAGAAAACUGCUAUAAAGGGUCUCCAAACCGAAGACAAUUAA
Molecule: messenger RNA, 192 nt
Organism: Clonostachys solani
Lineage: Eukaryota; Fungi; Ascomycota; Sordariomycetes; Hypocreales; Bionectriaceae
Source: the annotation of a GenBank genome assembly